ACGUACUCUCUGCCUCUAUCUCCGCCCAGAUCAUGACAAUCGUCAAUCGCAUUUUGACCGCCUCUCGCAAGGUUCUCCGGUUGCCAUCGCGAAGUCUUGCCACAACACAGGCAAUGUUCAUAAAGCCCGGUGCAUUCGUCAAGAUAGCUCAAAGUACCAGUAGCCUCCGGAACGUGACCAUGCUGACAGAACGCAAGCCUUUUUCGCCGGAUUUCUUCUUCCGUCAGCUAUUUGACGAGAAGUCAUGGACCUACACCUACCUGUUGGCCGAUAUCAACUCUAAAGAGGCGAUUCUCAUCGACCCGGUUUUGCAGCAAGCCAAGCGAGAUGCCCAGCUUAUGCAAGAGUUGGGUUUGAAGCUCACCUAUGCUUUGAAUACUCAUAUGCAUGCGGACCACAUCACUGGCACCGGAUACCUCAAGCAGCUACUCCCCGGAACGGUUAGCGCAAUUUCCGAAGCCAGCGGAGCCAAAGCUGAUAAACAUCUGAAAGACAACGAGGUCGUCCAGUUUGGACGGUUCGAGGUGCGAGCUUUGUGUACUCCAGGUCACACCAACGGGUGCAUGACAUUUGUCGUCGAAGAACAGGGCAUCGCCUUCACUGGAGACACUUUGUUGAUUCGUGGCUGUGGGCGUACCGAUUUCCAGGAAGGUAACUCGCGUUCUCUGUACAAAUCGGUGCACGAAAAGAUUUUCACCCUUCCUGAUAAUUUCCGACUCUUCCCAGCCCACGACUAUAAGGGUAACAUGGAGACCACCGUGGCCGAAGAGAAACUGUACAAUCCCCGUCUAACAAAGGACAUCGACGCCUUUGUCGAGAUUAUGGAGAACUUGAACUUGCCCUACCCGACGAUGAUUGAUCAAGCCGUGCCUGCCAACCGUGAAUGUGGGCUUUAUGACAUCCCCAAAGAGUAAACGAAGAAAACAGCAAAAAUGCUUAAACCAGUGAACGUGUGCUUAUGAUUCGGAGCAAUAGAUUGAAUAGUCGAAGUAUUAUUUUAGUUCUAGUACGUUCAUCACACCUUAAAUGGAGGUUGCAUUAAUUGUGAAUAGUUGUUAAUACUCUUUCAAGACAAGUUAUUUGGUAAUAUAGCACGAAGUGCAAUUUUGUAUCAAUAAGGA
Ochlerotatus camptorhynchus is the source of this 1121-nucleotide messenger RNA. Its product is annotated as persulfide dioxygenase ETHE1, mitochondrial. Gene Ontology annotation, molecular function: sulfur dioxygenase activity. Bases 33 to 914 code for a protein of 293 amino acids. Gene Ontology annotation, cellular component: mitochondrion. The record is from RefSeq and is a predicted model, not a curated record. The transcript has 6 exons. Gene Ontology annotation, biological process: hydrogen sulfide metabolic process; glutathione metabolic process. NCBI's taxonomy places the organism in Eukaryota, Metazoa, Arthropoda, Insecta, Diptera, Culicidae.